AUGGCACACAUCAAACUUUCCCCCAGUGUAGGUCUACCCACAACCCCACCAACAAACGUCCACUUCAUCGAACCGUUACUCUUCCAUGCCAUUGUCAGUGGAGUCCCCACCAACUCCUUGGACCCCCUUUUCCUCGAAACACAACGACACCAUCUAAACCAACUCCUCGAAGGGAUCCUGAAGAUGUUGAACCGACCGUUGACUGACCAGGAGAUCAAAUGUACUGACUCGGAGUUAGAAAUGGUUCUCGAUACAAUUCGAUCAGACUCCCUGGGUAACGACUCCUCCUCGGGUUCCAACUCCAGCUCUGGUUACGCCUCCCCCACAACCCUACAAAGGAUCAUACCCCUUCUCCAAAUCAUUUCCCCCGAGUACACCCCACAAACAAUCUCCCAAUUCAUCCUUUCGAUCACCUCACCAACCAUCACCCUGGCCUGUAAAUCUUUAGCAUCUCUUUCGUCAAUCCCCACCUGUGUCCUUGUGGAUAUCCUUACUCGGACCCCAGUCUCCAAAGAGGAAUACCAACUCCAAUUCCAAAUCUGGACCGAUUUCCAUCGUCAAUUGGUCACCGACUUCCAAAAAUUGUCUUCUUCAAAAAAUUUCCGUCAAUGUUUCGAUCAACUUCUUAUUAAUGCCCCAGAAUUCGACCCCACUGGGGGCGUGGUUGAUCUUUUGCAGAACACCCUCCCGUUCCAUUCGACGGGGAAGACCGACUUGUUGACGUCAGAGUACCUCAAUUCCGUUCUUUGGUCCAUUCUGUACCAUCAAAUGAUUAGGAAACUCCCCUUUGCCAGAAAUGCUGUUGAUUCUCCAACUGGAGCCCAUGAAUUGAUCUUGCACCAUUUAAGUGCAGGGUCCAACACCAACUCCAACAGUAGCUCCAUCAAUUCAUUGACACUCCCUGGAUACAUGGCCAUUGUCCUUGGGAUCAGUUCCAUCUCCCGUGACAAAGCAAACAAAUUGUUUACCAUUGCUCUGAGGAAAUUCAACCAUCAACCACAAUCAAGAGAACAUUAUAUCGUUAGGAUCUUCCUUGCUGAUACCCCUGACGUACUUCUCUACCGGUUCAACGAGGCAGCCGAAACGUUUGGCGAUUUCGCCACCCUUUGGCACGUCUUUGUGGUGAAAUUGGAUGCCUUUGGUCUUUUGACCGAGACAAGGGCCAUCAAGGUUCUUGAACAGAUUGUACAUCGGGGCGACAACAUCCUCUUGACCAAGGAUAUCAUGCUUGUGCUCUUCAAGCCAAUCCAAUCUAUGCGGUCAUUGGAAAGAUUGGUCAGGAUCUUACCUCUGAAGCUUUUACAGGCCCAUAGAACAACGACAUUCCAAAAGUUCCUCCGGUUGUACUACCAGCUGGGGAAGAAGAAGCUUAACCAUAGCCGUCACCCAACACUCUCACAACUAUUCCCUCCCUCUCCUGGCGGCUUCUACUCGACAUGGCCCCACAAAACCGUCUCCCACAUCGGUAUCAUGCUCUAUGGAGAAGCCAUCCUUCAGCCACAAAACUUGUACAAACUUUACCUUGACCAGUUGCAAGAUGGCUGUCAACCCAACGAGGAAUGCAUUGCCGCGCUAGUCCGUGCCGCCAAGGUCCCAUUGGACGACGGUGAGUGCAUGCUCUGGGGUGAGAUGUACGCUCCCCAGGUGGCCAUCCACGAGUUUGCCAAACACGUCAUGACAGAAUUGGAACCACGGCUGUACCGCAUCUACCCGAGCGACCGGCUCUGGCAGAACUACAUCGCCAUGCUCCUGCAAUACGACUACGUCUCUGAGCUUUCCUUGGUGAUGAAAUGGUGGGAACGGCUUUCCUUUGUUCCCAGCCAUUCGACCUUGUUCCAACUCUUGUUGGCGUUACCCGAGGGCAUAGCCGAACGCCACAUCAUCCACGUGGAGAAGGUCAGAGCUAGCGGAGGCGAGGGGGGAGUUGCGGCGAGCAGCAAGGGGGACAUGAUCGAAUGGCCAUGGCCCACUCUCACGGAGUUUCAAGAUGAGAAGCUGCACAGACAAUCAAGAUAG
[Candida] anglica is the source of this 2016-nucleotide messenger RNA. The record is from the annotation of a GenBank genome assembly. NCBI's taxonomy places the organism in Eukaryota, Fungi, Ascomycota, Pichiomycetes, Serinales, Debaryomycetaceae.